CUUGUCCGGUUCCCUUUCGCUUCCCGUCCAUCUUUUCUCCUAUCCUUCCCAGAGUCUUUAUCACUAUUCUCCUCACCCUCCCUCUCGCUUUGACACGUCAUCCACGCACAAAGCGCGCGUAUAACCCCCCCGCGACACCCCCUCUACGAUGUCUACCACCACGGCUGGCAAGCGCAAGGCGCGUCCGAGCGGACUGUCGGAUGAGCAUGGCUCGCCGGCGAAGAAGAGCCGCGCGACGGCGCGGAAGAGCACCGGCGGACGCGCGCCGCGGUUCUCGGUGGCUGAUCAGCCCCCUGGCCAAGACGAACCUCACAAGAAACGGCGCUACCGCCCGGGCACGAAGGCUCUGCGCGAGAUCCGGCAGUACCAGAAGAGCACGGAUCUGCUCAUCCGCAAGCUGCCCUUUGCAAGGCUGGUGCGCGAAGUUGCGUUGGACAUGAUGACCGACACGACGGAGUACGGCGACACGGGCCUACGCUGGCAGAGUUCGGCUAUCCUUGCCUUGCAGGAAGCCACCGAGGCCUUCCUGGUUCAUCUAUUCGAAGACGCCAACCUCUGUGCCAUCCACGCCAAACGCGUCACGAUAAUGGCGCGAGACAUACAGCUUGCGCGACGCAUACGAGGCCCAAUAGCCGGCCUGGGGUAGAUGCAACUUCCCCGUAUUUCGUCCCGUCAUGUACGACUGCGUCCAUGCUCCUGAGAUGUGCUUUAUCUUGGUGAUCACUAGGUGACCCUUCUGACUAUAUUUUGCUGUAUCUAUACUACCCGUAAUGCGACACCCCCUCCCUCC
Messenger RNA from Schizophyllum commune H4-8, 790 nucleotides. Its product is annotated as histone-fold-containing protein. Gene Ontology annotation, molecular function: structural constituent of chromatin; protein heterodimerization activity; DNA binding. The coding region runs from base 149 to 646 and encodes 165 amino acids. The transcript has 4 exons. Gene Ontology annotation, cellular component: nucleosome. NCBI's taxonomy places the organism in Eukaryota, Fungi, Basidiomycota, Agaricomycetes, Agaricales, Schizophyllaceae. The record is from RefSeq and is a predicted model, not a curated record.